AUGUCGUCUAAUAUAAUCCAAAUCACAACAAUUUCUUCCGCUGCUGUUCUUGGUGGCUUUUAUCUAUACUCUCCAGACUUUUUUCCUAUAAUAGCUGCACUUGUUUCUAUUUUAUGGACUAUUGUCGCGGCUAAACUUUUCUUUUUUGAUAAGAAAAAAGCACCAGCUUUGAGUCCAGAACAAUGGAAACAGUUUCCUCUCGUGGAAAAAAUAAAUAUUAGUCAUAAUGUUGCCUUGUAUCGUUUCAGGUUACCCAACCCUGACGAUGUUUUAGGUCUUCCAAUUGGGCAGCAUAUUUCAAUACAAGCGGAAAUUGAUGGAAAAUUGAUUCAACGUAGUUACACACCAACAAGUUCUGAUGAUGAUAUUGGACACUUUGACCUUGUCAUAAAGACUUAUCCUAAUGGCAACAUAUCAAAAUGGAUUGACGGUCUUGAAGUGGGACAAACGAUUAGUGUUAGAGGUCCUAAAGGUCAAUUUAAGUAUAAACCCGGAUUAGUGAGAGCUUUAGGAAUGAUCGCUGGUGGUACUGGAAUAACACCAAUGCUACAGAUUAUCCGAGCAAUUUGCAAAGAUCCGGCGGAUAAGACGCGUGUCAGCCUUAUAUUUGCGAAUGUGACUUAUGAUGAUAUUCUCUUAAAAGACGAAUUAGAUUCUCUCGCUGCUCGACAUGAGAAUCUCACUGUAUAUUAUUCAUUAGACAAACCUCCACAAGGUUGGACAGGCGGUUCCGGGUUCGUUACUCCUGAAGUUAUACAAAAAUAUUGUCCACGUCCUGCUGAUGAUAUCAAGAUAUUGUUAUGCGGUCCUCCUCCCAUGGUUUCUGCAAUGGCCAAACAUUGCGAAAACUUGGGCUACGAUAAAGCUCGAUCCAUUUCAAAAUUAGCGGAUCAAGUCUUCAAGUUUUGA
Molecule: messenger RNA, 909 nt
Organism: Dentiscutata heterogama
Lineage: Eukaryota; Fungi; Glomeromycota; Glomeromycetes; Diversisporales; Gigasporaceae
Source: the annotation of a GenBank genome assembly